AAGAAUAAGAAGGAAUAUUUGUUCGAUCGUUAAAGAAAGAGGGGAUAAUAUGCGCCUCUUUCUUUUUCGCAGUCACUUGUGUUCUGACCGUUGCACCGACAUGAUCUGUCUCGAAGCGCAGUAUUUUAAUCUGAAUAGAAUCCUUUUACAAGGCACUGCACAAUGGCCGUUUGAACUGUCGAAACUCGCACGACUUCAGUUUAUUAUAAACUGGACUAUUCUCGUUUCCGCUAUUAUGUGUCAGAUAACUACAUUUGUUACGUCACAAUUCACAUCUAAAUUUGCUAUUAAGGUUAUCUCCUGUAUACUGUUCUUAUCUUUUUUGACGAUACAUUACAUGUCAUUUCGAAUUAACAUCAAAACCCUAAAGGAUUUGAUGGAGCAACUUCACUAUGCAUGCACCAAACUAAGAGACAAAAAUGAAAUCGCUAUAAUACAAGAGUAUGGCAGGACUGCAAAUCGUGUUACAGCUGCAUGUGUCGUACUUAUUGGUAUUACAAAACUUGCUUUUUGGGCCGUUCAAAUUGCAAUACCUUAUCUCGAUAACGUUGCACCUAUAAAUGGAUGCCGACCACGUCGAUUAUAUAUAGAUGUCGAAUACUUUAUUGAUCAAGAAAAAUAUUACUAUGUAAUUCUGAUUCACAUGAAUGCAGCCUUAUUUAUUGGAAUAUUAACUGUAAUAGCAACGGGAACACUGAUGAUUAUGUUUUUCCAACAUGCAUGCGGAAUGUUCAAAAUUGCUUGGUAUGAAACUGGACACAACUUAACCACGAGAAUUCUCCAAAAUUAUCGUAUCGAACACGCGAUUGGGAUUAAUAUACUAAAAAAUAUUAGUUUUAACAGCGAACCUUCCAUUUCCAAGAAAAUAGUGUAUGCUGUAGAUAUUCAUCGGGAAGCUAUGCAAAUAAUCGACCAUUUGAUGAACAGGUUCGAUACAAUGUACUUUUGUUUAGUAGUGCUCUCGGUGAUUACACUGAGUCUCAAUCUUUUCCAAAUUUCUCAAUCUGUGAUAUUCGAACAUAAUAUAAAAGAAGCUAUAAUUCCUACUAUAAGCGUAGUUGUUCUUAGUAUAUACGUGUUUCUUGCCAAUGUGUGUGGACAACAUAUAACGGAUCACAAUAAUGAAAUAUAUGCUGCUGCAUACAACAUUCGGUGGUACUUGUGCCCUCACCAUGUACAAAGACUGAUAGUGUUGCUUUUGCAAAGGAAGGCUAAACAAUUUCAUUUAACUUGCGGAAGACUGUUUAUAGCAUCGUACGAGUUUUUUGCAACGGUAAACUUGUUAGCAAAAGCAACGAUGUCUUACUUUACUCUAAUGCAUUCCACACGAAGAUAAGAUAGAAACACAUCACUAAAGACAAAAAUAGUGUAUGUACAAAAAAUAUAAUAAUAUAUUAUGUUCGAGUUCGAGCGAUUGUAGAGGUUGAUUGGAUUUUAAAUAAUUAUACCUUACAA
Ooceraea biroi (clonal raider ant) is the source of this 1455-nucleotide messenger RNA. RefSeq lists its product as uncharacterized. Gene Ontology annotation, molecular function: olfactory receptor activity; odorant binding. Gene Ontology annotation, cellular component: plasma membrane. Lineage: Eukaryota; Metazoa; Arthropoda; Insecta; Hymenoptera; Formicidae. The record is from RefSeq and is a predicted model, not a curated record. Gene Ontology annotation, biological process: sensory perception of smell; detection of chemical stimulus involved in sensory perception of smell.